Messenger RNA from Ochotona princeps (American pika), 1975 nucleotides. It is a transcript of the gene FAM47E, whose product is annotated as family with sequence similarity 47 member E. The record is from RefSeq and is a predicted model, not a curated record. The transcript has 10 exons. The coding region runs from base 1 to 1752 and encodes 583 amino acids. NCBI's taxonomy places the organism in Eukaryota, Metazoa, Chordata, Mammalia, Lagomorpha, Ochotonidae.
AUGAAAAGAGAUGAGGGAUACAAAGCACCGUGGAAGUUCUCAGGUAGUGUUAGUGUUAUCCUGGAGUAUUCAGAACAGAACAGUGCCGUGAUUGCCAUUUCACGAUCUGCUAAAAGCCUGAUGGUGUUAUGGAAGGCAGCCGUGGGAGGUGACGGAGUCAGGAUGAUUGGCAGUAUAUCAGAGGGUAAUGGCCACUUCUUCUACUGGCAACUCCAGGGGUUGGAAUCCAUGACCAAUUUGAAUCCUCACUCAGCACAAAAUCAUGAGGCUGGAAUCCUCUUCAAGCUCGGUCACGUGAGAUUGCCCCGGGACUCUGACAACACUCUUGCUUUAUCUGGUACCUGUGGCCCGUGCUGGCUCCUUGAUUCCGUUCCCUCUGUUUCCUCUGCUUCCUUCGCGAACCUGUCACGGGGAGCACAAAGCCUGCUGGGCUUUAGCCCAAGUGCUAGCGUGGGCGACGAUGAACCCUCCUUUGCCACAGGUUACAACCCGAGCCUUCUGCCUUUCCCCAGGCAGGCCCGCCGCGCUGCGGGGCUCGGGCUGUGCGGGGCUCGAGCUGUGCGGGGCGGGCGCCUGGGCUGCCCAGGGACUGGACGAGGCCAGUCCGGGCCGCGCCCUGCCGACCGGUCUCCCAGCGACGGGAGCGGUGGGCCAAGGCGGCACAAACACCGGGAGCCGGUGACUCCGCGGCGGAGCGCAGGCGGCGGGGGGGCCAUGAGCUGCAGGUCCGGGUGCAAAGAGAAGCUACCUUUCAGGCACAAGCCAGGGCUGAAGCGCCCCAACUUCCUGAAUGGCCAGCACUGGGUGUUCCUGAGACCAGGUCCCGAGAGCAGUUUUCCACCUGGGAGUCACCGCAAAGUCCCAGGGGCUCUGAAGGCACAGCCUGGAGAGGUGAAGGCCAGCCUGACCCCACACCCCUUGGCUCUCUACCCGGAUCUCAGAGGAACCAUGCCUGCAGAGCUCCUUUUACAGGUGCUGGAAGUGCUGGAUCCUGAGAGGAAGCUUGAGGACAUGUGGGCUUCUUGUGAGGAUGCCAGCAAAAGAGCAGAGCAACCCAGAAAACUUCUAAAGAAACGCUCCACCAAAGUCCACCCAGGAGCUUCCAAGAAGACUCCUGCGUCACAUUCAGGCCAGUGGUUCCAUGAAGAAAAAUCAAGUGAGGUGGAGUCGCUCCAUGAUGACAGACCUCUUCUUCAGGAAAGCGCCCGCCAAGGGGUCAGUGACUUCUGCAACUGGCUUGCUACUUUGGGAAAUCUGAACAUUGAUGAAGAGUUCAUCCUGAAACAGUUUGACCUUGACAUUCUGAGCAGGCCACGUUCAGAUGUGCUCCGUGUGAUGAGGCCAAGCCAGGUUCCCCCGGAGCUGCGGUGUCGUGUCAGCCUGAGGAAGGGGCCACAGCCAGAACUCUUUCAGAAGCCAAAUGAGAAGAGGAAACCCCCAAAGGCCCAGAAUCCUUGUAAGCCAAAGAGAGUGAAGAUGAGGUAUGGGGCAUGGUACCUCAACACCAAGUUGUGGAAAAAGCAUAGAGCAGAUGAACCUUUGCUUGAUCCCAAGGUCUCACAGCAAGCUCCAGAUGAGAACUUGGAAAGGAAGCUGCAAGAGCAGGAAGAGCGGUUUGCAGAGCUCCAGGGAACAGCUGCCUUCCGGGACUUCAUUCUCCGCCGGGGCUACAGGAUGCCGAGCUUCCUUGAGAAGAUAUAUGCUGGGAAGAAAGGUAACUGUGGGACUCCCAUAAAACCCAGUCAAGGCUAAAAGAUUCUGAGCGAAACGAUUAGGGCAAGUUUAUUGACUACAUACUUGGAGAGUGCUUUCUCUUGAUUGAAAAUGUAAAUAGAAUUUAGGAUAAGUGUCCUAUUGUGGAGGGACAAUGUUGAUUUGGCGACAUCUGUAAAUGUAAUAAUAUCUAAUACUUAACAUAAUUCCAUAUGGCUUUCUGUCUCAUUUAAUCAAUAUUUUAUGUUUUUAGUAGCUAGAA